This is a messenger RNA of Acytostelium subglobosum LB1, 1056 nucleotides long. RefSeq lists its product as hypothetical. NCBI's taxonomy places the organism in Eukaryota, Evosea, Eumycetozoa, Acytosteliales, Acytosteliaceae. The transcript has a single exon. The coding region runs from base 1 to 1056 and encodes 351 amino acids. Gene Ontology annotation, molecular function: protein binding. Gene Ontology annotation, cellular component: methylosome. The record is from RefSeq and is a predicted model, not a curated record.
AUGAUCAAUAUUACAAAGGAAUACUCAAUAGACUAUUUGUGCUACUCAUUGGAUGACAAGUACAUUGGUGCUGCAGCAUCAAGUCUAACUGGUGCACUGUGGAAUGGACAGGUCUCAAUAGUAGACCAAGCUUCAAAGUCCACAACACCCAACUCUAUCAACUAUAGUACACAUCAUGGUAACACUUGUAUAAAGUGGUUGACCAAUGACUCUAUGAUCGUCUCGUCAGACGAUGCCAAGUUGACCCUCGUCAAACUAGACGAUAUUGCCAAGACAUUGAUCGAUUACACUGCAGCGCACUCUCAAUCUCAUUCUCAGCCGCACACUCAAUCAGACACAACAUCAACGACAUCGACGACAUCAACGACGUCAAAGCCAAAGCCACCUGUACAACCAAGGUCGACACCUUCAACAAACAUACUAGAGUCAUUGUUCACAAAUGCACAUGACAAUAUCAUUAGUAGCAUUGAUGUGAUGGGAGACUCAAAGGUGGUGUCGGCAAGCUGGGACCGUUCGAUCAAACUAUGGGAUGUCAACGCGAGAACAAUGCUCAAUCAGUUCAAUCUACAUUCAUCGCCCGUACACUGCGUCGUGGCCAAUGGACCACUCAUUGCAUCGUCAUCGGGCAAUAGAGUGGUGAUUGCAGAUACGCGCUCAAAGGACCCGAGCACAGUGACUAAUCACAUGGUGUCCAAUGGCAUUGGAUCACAUUCAGUAUGCUGGCGUAAUGGCAAUGUCGAGUUGCUAUGCGCCGGAGACAAUGGUGAUGUCUUCAUAUUGGACACGAGGAAUAUGGGUACAACAGAACCAUCAAAGAGAUACAAGGGUCAUCAUCAACUGAUGAUCAAUCAGAUCAAACUCAAUCCACACAAUAGCAAUCAAUUCGCCACGGUCUCGGACGAUGCCAGUCUCAUCAUCUUUGACAGCUCGAACGAUACCAUUGUCAAGAAAGUACAACAGACAUCAUGUAUCCGUGCACUGGAUUGGAACAAGUCAGAGGCCAACCAACUUGUAAUUGGCACAGUUGGCAAGCAGAUGUCAAUCAUCACAAUCUAA